Trichoderma atroviride IMI 206040 is the source of this 1731-nucleotide messenger RNA. RefSeq lists its product as uncharacterized. Gene Ontology annotation, molecular function: ATP binding; protein kinase activity. The record is from RefSeq and is a predicted model, not a curated record. NCBI's taxonomy places the organism in Eukaryota, Fungi, Ascomycota, Sordariomycetes, Hypocreales, Hypocreaceae. Gene Ontology annotation, biological process: protein phosphorylation.
AUGGAGCUCAGCCAGCAGUCAAUCCACGAUGUCAUUCACCCAACAGCAGCAUUCUGCGAUGAGAGUGUCUGGAAGCAGGCUGCCGCAGCGGCUGCCAUCCACGACGCCCGAGAGAUACCGUGGGAAGAGUCCCUGUUGAAUCCCAAGAACCGUAUCGACAGCCUUGAGCCUCUCGAGAAGCCCUUGUGGCGUAUCGAUGGCUGCACUGCAUUUGGAACCCAGUUUUAUGCCGUACCUCUUUUCAUGGAGUCAAUUCCUCCCUUUCGGGUUGACGUCUUCAUUCCUGAGCCAGCGACACUCUCUCCCGAGCUUCGCAACGUCCUCGACAUGGGAGUGGCUUUCUACACGAGAGACGAAUCUCGCAUCUCACAGCUUGGAGUUACUCAGCAUCUGCUCCGGCUGCUUCAACAUUGGACGUCGACCCUGGAGGACCCGCGCCAGAUAUAUCAAAAGAUACCCUUUGGCUCGAGGAUCGUCUUCAACAACUUUCCCAAGGACGUCAGUCAAGCUCAGGUCUCCAUCGCCCCGACGUACUACCUCGAGCGCCAAAUGCUGUCAGUGGCAUCAUUCCAAAAGAUCUGGGGUCCAGAGGUGGAUCUGCCCCAGACAGUUGACAUUCACGACGUCGUGUAUCUGUCACAGUUGCACGACAGCGUCUGUCUGAUCGAGUAUGGGGGGAAAACCUGGAUCUUCAAGGCCUUGACGAGCUACACCAAGUACCUCUACCACGAGCUGCGACAGCUUCUCAUUAUCCAAUCCCACCCCAACGUCAUGGCAAGGCCAGCUCACCUCAUCACAAAGAAAUGCUCCUUUGGCAGCAAGACGGCCGUGCUCGGAUUCACGCUAGAGCUCCACGUUCAUGGCAGCCUGCGUGACCUGAUCCCCUUCUUGCAAGUACACAAUCAGGUAUCGCUGGCGGACAAGGCUAAAUGGUCUGUCCAACUCGCCUCCGCCUUGGUGCACCUUCGUGAGACGUGCGGCGUCUUCUAUCCGGACCUCCGGCUUGACAACAUUGUCCUGACGGGAUCUGGUGAUGUGGUCAUGGUUGAUUUCGAACAGCGUGGCGUAUGGUGCGAGUUUGCAGCACCCGAGGUCAAUGCCAUCGAGUACGUCCGGCUGCUGGCAAUCGACGACGAGAUUCCUUCGGAGAUUAGAGACAAGUAUGCCACCAUCCUGACGAAUAUGCUUCCCGGAUGGGAGGAGAUGGGCCAGGGAGAAGACUACAUCUGGCCGUGCAAGGGGUACAACGUGCCGUGGGCGUGCCUGACCCCCAAAGAACAGGAAGCCUGCGAAGUGUACAUGCUCGGUCGCGUCCUCUGGUGCAUCUUCGAGUCCAGCAGCGCUCCCCAGCGAGCCGCCGUCUGGCUCUCCUACCGCUGGGAGCCCCUGGUCGAAUUCCCCGGCUACACCCGCACACCACCCGCGAUGCGAGAUCUCAUCGAUCGCUGCACCCGCGGCCGCCAAGCUGGGCUUACUAGGCUCAUCGUCCGCCGCAGAGACAAGCUGGUGCUCCGAGAGUUUGAAAACACGGGAGAAUCCACGGCGCAAGACGUCCAGAAUGUGGCGCGCGACUGGUGGGCGAGGGAGAUUGCAGACUCUGAGGCGUGGCUCCAGGAACGUGCUGAGGGCAUGGAGAGGGGCGACUGGAACGAGAACUACUAUGAUCGGCCUACGCUGCGCGAGGUUUACGACGAGCUUGAGAAAUUUCGCAAGGACAACACUUUGGGCUAA